Molecule: messenger RNA, 3023 nt
Organism: Physcomitrium patens
Lineage: Eukaryota; Viridiplantae; Streptophyta; Bryopsida; Funariales; Funariaceae
Source: RefSeq, a predicted model, not a curated record
AUUUCUUAAAUUCAGUUUGUGUCUUGUUCAUCUUCCGUCCCGAUUUUGUUUUAAGGGACAGUUUUUUUGUUUUUGUUUUUAUUUAGAGUUUGUUGACUUUUAUUUGUGGUGUCAACUUGACGGAGCGGAAGCGAAGAUCAAAAUACAGUACGUGCCCCCCCUCUUUUCCGUCAUUGCUUGGCGACUGUGACACGGUCCCUAAACUCCAAAAUCGGCUCAACUGUAUUUAUAACGCAAUAACUAUGCGGGCUUCGCUGUUCGGGAUGACAGGCUAGACUUCGUGACCUCCGUCUCACUUCAUCUCUGCCGCUUCAGAGCAGAAUGAUCCUUCGUCUUCAUGAGGCCUCUUUUGUCUCUCGAUCUGAGUUGUGGUUCCAUCAGUGCUGUUUCUACUGGGUUGGCUCCAAUUGCAAGAAGCAUCUGAUUCGUGGCUCUUACUUCAUUCCUUUCGUGGUAUGGGUUCACAAGAGUUGAAGUGUUUCCAUCGUUAUUUCACGCUUGAUGCAGCUCGGGUAGUAUUCUUCUUCUGAGUCACGGCUUACGAACAAUCGUUGUAUUGAGAUGCGGGCGCUGCUUGUUACGGUGGACGAACUAGAGUCACGAUUUACUCGACGACGAAAAUUCCGUUUUAGUUUUGGAAAGUAGGACCAAGGGUGCGAGGAUGUGACGGAUCACGGCGACUCGGAUAUUGUAGGAACCGAGCCUAGAGUGGGAUGGUCGUGUAAGUCUAGUGGUGUGUGUUCAUGCGGUCUUGACCUCAUGGUUUGUACCAGGUUUUCUUGUCGUUGAGAUCCAUUCCACAGCUGGAGUUCAACGAGCCUACUCCGCAAGAAAGAGAAGAUUUAUUUUUGCACUUUGUAUCCUUGUUAAGCAGCAUACGGCAAAAAAACUCAUAGAUUCGUAAUUUGAGGGAUCCAGGAUUACCAAAACCUGCCUGAGGAUCCUUAAUGAUUAAUAGUUACACUCCCCCGGCUCAAAACGUCGAGAUUUCAAUUCUCUGUGGACCGAGUAGUUUAUGAGAGCUCAUAGGGUUUUGUGAUCGCCGAAACUUUGCUGAAUCUGUAAUAUCUGCCGGUGCUCAUUUUUGUUCGGGCAAAGUUUGCGAAUGAUGUGGAGACCAGUGCAGGCUGGUAGAACCGGGAAGAAUAUGGACUCUCGGGAAGACGAUGACGACCUUGCAGCCAAGGUCAAACCAUUGCGAAUCGGCUACUCCUCGUGGAUAUCAAAGGGCUACAUCGUUGCCGCUCUUGCCCUUGUCUUGCUCACUCUCCUCUCCGGAGUUCUUACGACGGAUUUAUCACAUUCUUCCGGAGUCCCUGUCGUUCUUAAGUACGUCAGGGCUUUCAAGUCGGAAAUGCUGGACCUCAAGUCCGAAGUGGAGCUAAAGGAGCCUGAUUCAGGUUCGUUGCAAUUCAGCAAUCCGUCGAAUGCAAGUAAACAGGCCGGUUGUCACAAGGAUUCUGCCAGGCUUAAAGUUUUUAUGUACGACCUGCCGUCUGAGUUUCACUACGGCAUGAUCUCCGAAUUCACACCCAAGAAGAACCAAAUUUGGCCGCAGAAUGUGAGCGAUAUACCCAAGUACCCUGGCGGAUUGUAUCAGCAGCACAGCCCCGAGUACUGGCUAAUCUCCGAUUUGGUCACCUCCGACAUGCCCGAUCGGUCCACGCCAUGCACUGUCUUCCGAGUCAAGAGAUGGCAAGACGCGGGUGUGAUACUCAUCCCAUUCUUCGCGUCGCUGAGCUAUAACAAGUAUAGCAGAGCACCAUUGCUCAGAGGCAAAAAAUUGGACAGAAAUCAGGAACUUCAGUUGAAUCUAAUCUCCUUCUUGAGCUCCCAGCCAGCGUGGCGAGCUUCCGAGGGCUCGAAUCAUGUGGUCGUUAUACACCACCCCAAUGCCAUGCUGCACACGCGGGAAAAAUUUAGAAGCGUCAUGUUUGUGGUGGCAGAUUUCGGGCGCUACGGUGCCGAAGUGGCGAACAUGGCCAAGGAUGUGGUGGCGCCCUACAAGCAUGUCAUUCCGAAUUUCGACGAAGAUGUCGACGCCGCGCUUUCGUUCAAAUCCAGAACAACGUUGCUGUUCUUCCAAGGAGCGAUCGCGCGCAAGGAAGGGGGUAUCAUCCGGCAGCAGCUGUACGAGCUCCUGGGAGAAGAGCCCAACAUAAUUUUCUCCAAUGGCACGACAUCGAACGCUGGAAUCCGCAGUGCUACUGCAGGGAUGCGCCAGUCCAAGUUCUGCCUUCAUUUAGCAGGCGACACGCCGUCAUCAAACCGCCUAUUUGACGCCGUGGCCAGCCAUUGCGUGCCGCUGAUUAUCAGCAACGAGAUUGAGCUUCCUUUCGAGGAUGUUCUCAACUAUUCUGAGUUUUCCCUGUUUGUGAACUCUUCGGAUGCGCUCCGCAAAGGCUUCGUGACCGAUCUGUUGAGUAAUGUUGGCGAAAAAGAGUGGACGAGGAUGCAUGACCGUCUGCGCCAAGUGGAGCGGCAUUUUCAGUACCAGCUUCCUGCUCAGAUUGGCGACGCUGUGCACAUGACUUGGGAAGCCAUUGCUCGCAAGGUGCCAGCUCUUACUCUUGCACGUAACAAACAACGUCGCUAUGCCAGAUCUCAAUUUAUUUCUCAAAAGAUUGCCACUUGAGCGAAAUUUGCACUAUUAUCCUCAGGAAUCUCUUCUGCUUACGGCAUCCACUCAUCUAUUCUGCAUAAGAAUGAACAUGGUUCCAUUCCUCUGAAAGUUUCCAAGUCUCCAUGUUCUUCACCUUGUGAACAUCAAUCUGGGGUUUAGGUAUUUUGUCUCACCACUGAGAUUAUCUGACAAUUAUGCAGCGGGCUUGAGAGUUUCCCAUCGUAGUUCAGUAAAUAGCAUUCCUCCAUCGAUCUCCAUCUCAUUUAGGAAUCGAUUCAAAACAGUGAUCAAUCCCCAUAAAUAUUGCCAUUUCCCAAUUUGUCGACAACCUCCAUGGUCAAUGUUGAAGGUGUUGACGGAAAUAGGAAUACUGAAAGUCCCGAAAAAAAUUAAGGUCCAA